Molecule: messenger RNA, 2222 nt
Organism: Sitophilus oryzae (rice weevil)
Lineage: Eukaryota; Metazoa; Arthropoda; Insecta; Coleoptera; Curculionidae
Product: putative inorganic phosphate cotransporter
Exons: 9
Coding region: 293-1678 (461 amino acids)
Biological process (GO): transmembrane transport; monoatomic anion transport
Cellular component (GO): plasma membrane
Molecular function (GO): transmembrane transporter activity
Source: RefSeq, a predicted model, not a curated record
CUUACUGUGUGAUAAUAACUUCUCCGUGCAUAAAUAAAUAAUAAAUGUCAAUGCCUCGAAUAAUUUUAUUACUUUAAUUACACUUAAAUGAGAGAACGAGAUAUAUUUGGUUAACAAACAGUUAACAAAAAGGUUGCUAAAUUGUAAGUCCGUCUUAAAUCCUAUUAAAAUGUAAUAAAAGUUACAAAUAUGAAGAUUUUGAGAAGUAUAAAAUAAAAAGUUAGUCAGUUUUUUGGAAAAUGCAACUGUUAUUUUAAGAUAACAGUUUAUACAUAUCCAAAGAUUUAGAAAAAUGGAUGAUAAAACAACUGUUAUGGAUGUUCCUCCCAAAACUACAAAUUCAGUUAAAUACAAUGGAAAUAAAGGUCCAAAAUUUGGGGCCAGACAUGUACAAAUAGGCCUUGUUGCUUUAGGAAAUGGGGUUUUGUUCUCAACCAAAUACGCUUUUUCUAUAGUUAUUGUCGCUAUGACAGACACGAGUUCAUCACCUAAUGACAGGAUACCAACUUACGAUUGGGAUAACAAAAAUGUCAUCAUCUCUUCAAUCCUUUGGAGCGGCAUGGUGUUCCAGACAGUCGCCGGCCAUUUUGGAACACGAUACGGUCCAAAGUGGUUCAUAUUUUCCUCCUCCCUUCUAAAUGGUAUAUCGUUCCUUCUUAUACCAUCUGCAGCUCAAUAUUUCGGAUCUUACGGGGUCUUGGCCUGUAGAAUGAUCCAAGGAGCUUGUAUGGGAACAUACAGGCCCAUUCAUAUCAGCGUUAUGGGAUUGUGGGCCCCUCCAGAAGAACGGUCUAGAAUGAGUUGUAUUGACACAUUAGGUGUUAGCUUGAGUUUAGUUGUUUCUUCAACGGUAGCUGGUAUGGUAUCACAAUCAGCAUUGGGUUGGCCAUGGGCUGUGUAUUUGUUCGGAAUAGUCAAUUGCGUAUGGUGUCUGGCAUAUUUCUUCUUCGGUCAACAGAGUCCAUCGUCUCAUCCGAAAAUAUCAGCUGAAGAAAAAAAAUAUCUUCAAGUUACAUUGAAGCAAAGUGAUAACGACGAAAAAAGUGUUACACCAUGGCUAAAGAUCUUUACUAGUACGAGUGUCUGGGCUAUUUUAGUCGGCCUGGUUGGAACUAACUUUAUUUUGACAAUGGUACUCUCGGAAAAUCCGAUAUAUCUGGAUAAAAUAAUGAAAUUUGAUUUGGAUAUGAGUGGUCUAGUUAUGGGAGGAUCAAUUCUUAUUGGUUCAUUAAGUGGUGUCUUCAUAGCUUUUCUCUCAGACUAUGUAGUUAAAAACGAAGUUUUGAGAAUAGUCAAUAGCCGAAGAUUGUUUCAUUUACUAGGUCAAGUAGGCUGUUCGGUAACUGUAAUUCUGGCAACUUAUAUUCCUGUUGAGAAGUCGCUGUUAAUGAUUGUGAUCAUUUGUGUCGAAUGUAUCUUUAUAAUAGUGUCUUCCGUUGGCGGAUGCGACCUCAGUGCUUUUGAUUUGUCUCCUAACUUUGCGGGGGUUAUAUUUGGAGUAGCUGGCACUUUAGCAGAAGGAACUGGACUCUUUGCACCACUUUUGGUCCAUUGGAUUGCACGAGACGAAGAAAAUAUUGUGAGUUGGAGAAUUGUCUACUGUAUAACUGGAGCUAUAUCGGUGUCAUCGGCUGUCUUCUACUGUAUUUUUGCAAGUGAUAAACGAAAAAAUUGGUAGAAGUUAGAAGAAAACGUGUUUAUAGAUUAAAGGUCCCCACGGACUGUCAGAUUUUCCGCACAAGGCAGCAAAGUAAAGAAUACAUAAUAAAAUGGUCAUAAAUCAAAAAUUCACAGUCAAAUCACAAGAAUAAAAAAUCUUUAUUGGGCGAGUAAACAGAAUGCAAGACAGAAAUCUCGGGAAGCAAUUCCCAACGUUCAAAUCAUGUGCUAUUGGAAAUUGGAAAACUAUUGUAGAAUGUAGAAUAAGAGAUAUAGACCUUAAAAAGCUAUUGUGUCCCCCUUUCCUGAGUUAUAGCUCAUCGUACAGUCUAAAAGUCAUCAUACAUGGAGAUCUUCCUGUUGUAGGGGGACAGGGUAUUAUUUUGUUUUAUUUAUUAUUCAGCAAUGAUAAGUCUCGCAUCUCCUAGAGGAGACUCGCAAUAGUACAGGUUAAACUGAGAAAACUGGUUUGCCUGUGUUGAAGAACUGAGCAUCUGUGGUAAACUAAACGUUUGUGGGGACUCUUGAGAUUAUAUUUUUCUAAAAUAAAUGAAUAUAAAUUA